AUGGAGGGCGCGCUCGGAGAGAGCAUACGUCGAGAGACCAUCGUGAUUGACUCCGACGAAGACGGAGAUGGCGAAGACAGGGAAAUGCGGAAGGAGGGUUUGGGCGAAAUAGACGAAAUAAAUGCUGCGUGCAUGCGGAAGGGGGGCGGGAAUCCGCAGAGCGAGGCCUGUCUCGAGGACUCGUGGAGAGAGACGCGAGACGGAGCAGAGGAGCAAGACGAAACAUUCCAGUUGGAGGAAGACGACUUGCGGCUUUUUUCCGAAGAACAACAGAUUGAGUGGCUAGAAGAAGAGAGUGCACGCGAGACGCCUCGCGUGUUUUUUAUGUGGAACAGCCAGGAGAAAUGUUUUCAACAAAUUUCUCACCCCACUGAGCAACAUCUCUCACAGGCCAGCUAUGCGUCUCGUCUCUCACAACAGCCAAACUCUCUCCUUCCCUCUUCUACCUCUGUUUCUUCCUCUUCUUCCUCUACUUUGUCCUCUUCUUCUGUCUCUUCUCCGUCUCUCGUUCUGGGGGUUCCGAGUUCGGGAGCGCGCAUUCGAGGUUUGCCUGCCUGGUUUUGUGUGCCUCUGGAGCACCGCUCUAAGGAGGCGGUGAACGCCCUGUGGCGAGACGUCCUGCGACACACCCAAGUCUACAACUCGCUGCAGAACGGCGGCGCUCCUCGCCGUCUUCCGGCGGGUUCUUCCGGGACUUCUCCGUCGACGGCGGAGCCUCCCUGCUCGCCGGCUGCUUGUCUCCCCGCCGCCCCGUCCGCGGGCCUCGCCACCGCGUCAGCAGACUCAGAGGACAUGCAGCUCCGCUAUCCUCCGUGGCUGUACCUCUCGCGGGGCACUCUGCCCUCACCUGCGCAUGCAAGCGACGUUUGGCAAGAGAUUCGCCGCGACGUGGCAGCCUUUUUGAAGAAGGGAGAGACGCGAAGGCGUUCCGCAGGCGCGACAGAAAACCCCAGGGGUCCGCUGGACGCGAAAGCAGCGAGCCCGGGAACGGGAAAGUGCGCGAGUUUCCCGGAGUCUUCUCUGCCGUCCAGCGAAGGAGACAGAGGCUACGAACUCUCCGGUCAAGAAGGGGACCGACGGCAAGGCGCCGACAGUGGAACAAAGGGUGAGUGCUUCCCAGGCAAGGAAGCGAGAGACGAGGCCGCGGGGCUUUGCCAUCUUCCCGCUGCGGCCUCUGCCUCUCUCGCCAAAGGUCCAUCGGUGAAACGCGAAACCCGGAACCAAGCUUCUUUCGUCGCGAAUCUUUUGCGGCAUGCGAGUGGCAAAACGAGUCUCAGACCGAACGCUCCCCCAAACCCUUCGCAGCCUGCGUCCGGCCGCCUGGCUUUUCGUCCUGCCUCUUCUUCGGCGUCUUUCUCGCGAGCUCUGAUGCCGACGGCCCGACCGCGAGACGGAGACGCGGGCGAGGAUCGGGGCGCGGGUCUCGCUUUCCCGCCAAAGAAGAAAUUCGCGUCCCUCGCGAGCGCAGAAUCGAAGCCUUCUGUUCCAGGACUCGCCGGCUCGUCGCGGGGUUCCCAGGCUGCGCCCUACCCGCGGUUUUCUGUCGCUUCCCUGGCGGCGAAGGCGGUCUUGAAGAAGCCGCCGCAACGCGAAGGCGAGCAGGCACUGCGGUGUUCUCAGAGCGGAACUCACGGAACCGACGAGAAGGCCCGCGAGCGAGGAGAAAGUUCGCCUUUCACUGGGGACAGCGCGGGAAGUGGAGACGCGCGCCGACGAGACACACAGGUGUACGUGCCUUUGGCGGAACGUCUGCGGCCUACGUCGCUAGACGAGUUUGUCGGGCAAACGGAAAGCAUCCAAGGAGGCCGCGGGUCGGUUCGAGAGCUCAUGGAGGCUGGUCACAUUCCCUCAUUGAUUCUCUGGGGUCCUCCGGGCUGCGGCAAGACGACCCUCGCGCUUCUGGCCGGGCGGUGCACGAACCGAAAGUCGCCGCUCUCUCUGCCUCCCGUGUUCAAAAAGAUGUCUGCUGUGACUUGUGGAGUGAACGACGUGCGGAAGGUUGUUCAAGAGGCUCUCACGCUUCGGGCGACGACGAAGCAGAAAACCAUUCUCUUCCUCGACGAAAUCCAUCGCUUCAACAAGGCGCAACAGGACGCGCUGUUGCCCCACGUCGAGAGUGGAACGGUCACUCUCAUUGGCGCCACGACGGAAAACCCGUCUUUUGAAGUCAACCGAGCACUUCUCUCACGCUGUCGCGUUUGCAAGCUGGAGCCUCUCACCGAAGACAACCUAACGGUCAUUCUCCAGCGCGCGGCGAAAGAGGAAAACGUGACGGUCACCGAGGCAGCCGUCCGGGUGCUCUGCAGACUGGCCGACGGCGAUGCCAGGCGUGCCCUCAACAUGCUAGAGAACGCAAUCCACCACGAACGCUCAGAGGUAAAAACCAAGGAUGCAAGCAAGCAGCAGCGCGAGGCAUGCCCACAGCCUCUCCAUUCUUCUUCCCCUCCUCCGUCAGCCUCUCCUCCGUCCCCCUCUCCGUCCCAAGCGCCUCCCGGGUGUUUGAGUUCUCGAGAAGACGGCGUCUGUCGCGAGAGACAGGAGACUGUUGUGGAUGUCUCUUCUCUGGAGAGCGUAGCAACGAAAUCUCAUCUCAUUUAUGACAAGAAUCGGGACUGCUACUACGACUUGAUUUCUGCUCUUCAUAAGAGUGUUCGGGGAAGUGACGAACACGCCGCAGUGUAUUACCUCACCCGGAUGCUCGAAGCGGGUGAAGAUCCUCUCAAGAUUGCUCGCCGUAUUGUCCGAAUGGCGUCUGAGGAUAUCGGGCUGGCAGAUCCUUCAGCUUUACCCCUCUGUGUCGCAGCCUACCAGGCGUCGCACUUCACAGGAAUGCCCGAAUGUUCGACGGCUCUCGCCAUGGCAGUCAUCUAUCUGUGCAAAUGCCCAAAAUCCAAUGCCGUUGACCUGGCGUACAGUAAAGCCAAGAGUCUCAUCCAGGAACAUCCAGAUGCACCAGUUCCGCUUCAUCUUCGGAAUGCUCCCACGAAACUCAUGGCGCAACUUGGCUACGGGCGCGGCUACGUCCACACCAACCAGCCUGCGGCGACUCUGCCGCAGUUCCAGUCUGCGGACUAUCGCGCACAAACGUACCUCCCCGAGGCGCUCCUCGGCACCAAAAUCGUUCCGAAUAUAGGCCGACCCGCCUCUCGGGGUGGCUGGUGUCCACAGUAG
Molecule: messenger RNA, 3171 nt
Organism: Neospora caninum
Lineage: Eukaryota; Apicomplexa; Conoidasida; Eucoccidiorida; Sarcocystidae
Product: putative ATPase, AAA family domain containing protein
Exons: 13
Coding region: 1-3171 (1056 amino acids)
Biological process (GO): DNA-templated DNA replication; regulation of DNA repair
Cellular component (GO): nucleus
Molecular function (GO): enzyme activator activity; ATP binding; single-stranded DNA helicase activity
Source: RefSeq, a predicted model, not a curated record